Eubalaena glacialis (North Atlantic right whale) is the source of this 924-nucleotide messenger RNA. Its product is annotated as olfactory receptor 2M2-like. Gene Ontology annotation, biological process: G protein-coupled receptor signaling pathway. Gene Ontology annotation, cellular component: membrane. NCBI's taxonomy places the organism in Eukaryota, Metazoa, Chordata, Mammalia, Artiodactyla, Balaenidae. The coding region runs from base 1 to 924 and encodes 307 amino acids. Gene Ontology annotation, molecular function: olfactory receptor activity; G protein-coupled receptor activity. The transcript has a single exon. The record is from RefSeq and is a predicted model, not a curated record.
AUGCAAAGAGAAAACGAGACCUCCAUGGUAGAUUUUACCCUCCUUGGACUUUUCCCAGGAACAAAGCACACUGGCUUCCUCAUCUGCACCAUUUUCCUUGUCUAUGUUGUUGCCAUGUCAGGAAAUACCAUCUUGAUCCUCCUCCUCUCUCUCUAUCCCCAGCUCCACAGCCCCAUGUACUUUCUGCUCAGCCAGCUCUCCCUCAUGGACAUCUCACUCAUCUCCAUGAUUGUUCCCAAGAUGCUGACCAACUUUUUCUCAGGGACCUCAGAUAUUUCCUACAUUGGCUGUGGGACUCAGGUAUAUUUCCAUUCUGCCCUCGGAGGUAGUGAAUGUAUUCUGGUUACUCUGAUGGCCUAUGACCGAUAUGUCACUAUUUGUAACCCCUUGAGAUAUAUAGUCAUUAUGAAUUAUGAAGUUUGCCUGCAGAUGGCCAUCAUGUCCUGGGUAGGGGGAGCACUUAAUUCCGUAGUGCAAACCACAUAUACCAUGCAUUUUCCCAGAUGUGGCUCAAGAGAAGUCCUCCAUUUCUUCUGUGAGCUACAGGCUGUCCUCAAGCUGUCAUGUGAAGACACGUCUACUUAUGAGAAAGUUGUGCUUGUGAUUGGAAUCAUUUUCCUCCUCACCCCCUUUGGCCUCAUUCUGGCAUCCUAUAUUUCUAUCUUCCUCUUUGUUCUCCACUUAAAUUCUAAGGCAAGGAAUAAAACCCUCGCCACCUGCUCUUCCCAUCUGAUGGUGGUUUUUCUCUACUUUGGUCCAACCAUGUUCAUCUGCAUGAUUCCCAGCUCUCUGCAUACCUCAGAGGAAGAUGAAGGGCUCUCUGUAUUCUAUGCCAUCCUCACCCCCAUGCUGAAUCCCCUCAUAUACAGCCUAAGGAACAAGGAGGUGGGGGAGGCUCUGAGGAAAGUAUUGAGUAAAGCCUGA